Molecule: messenger RNA, 3913 nt
Organism: Amoebophrya sp. A120
Lineage: Eukaryota; Dinophyceae; Syndiniales; Amoebophryaceae
Source: the annotation of a GenBank genome assembly
GCUUUCCUCAAGAACUCCGAUCUCCUACACCAGUAGACUAAUACUACGUAAGCCACUCCUCCUACCUAGUAGACCACUCCUACAGCCGUUUUUAAGUACCAAAACUUUGUAUACCCAUGGUUUUAUUUCCACCGACAAAAAGAACACUAAACCAAUAGACAACUCUCUAGUCUGUUUAUCUACUGCAGUAGACCAUACAGACCACAGCACUUAUUUCUAGUUCUACCACAACUAGUACCUUUAUUUCUACCACAACAAAAUACUAAGUAUAAGUACCAACGACAAAAAGAAAACUAAAACCGAUUUUACUUUACUCACGACCAAGAACCGGUGGUCGUUACCCAAAUCGAAGCACUAGGCUGUUACUUUGAAUCAAAGACUGCUUGUUCAAGCACGACAACAGGACGAGGGAAGAUGCCGUUUUCAUCGUCUUCUUCUGCAGCUGUGCGGCUGGUGGCGGCGUUGUUGUCCGCGUCGUCGUCCGCGCUGAUCACGGGCACGAGUGGGAAGUUGUUGGCUAGUAUGGAUUGCAGAAAUGUCUGGGUCCUCUGGAAGAUUGCAACUUGUCAUUCUAGAAGAUCCGAAGAAUGCGAGAAUCUGUGUUGCAUCAGGGCCAAAAGCAGCUGUCCACUUUCGUCGAUCAAGUUGGGAGGGAGUUUCUCAUGUAGGAUAGGCAUAGCAGAGACCUCACAGUAGACUCUGUCAUCGACUAGGUCCCGCAUUCCAGACCUCAUGGGUCAUGGAAAACCUGCAUGACAAGUUCAAACACUCUUCCAGACCCAGACAUCUUUACAGUUGAUAGCUACUACUUCAGGUGGUGGACGGAUCCCCGAACGCACAGACCGCGAUCGGAGACGGCCCACCGAAGCCGGACACGCAGCAGCCAAAAUAUCAAGUGUAAAAAUGUCUGGGUCUGGAAGACUGCAAGUUUGUCAUGCUUGUCUGGCAUGACUCUUAAAUCUGUCAUGCACAUUGCCAAAGAGCCCCACUCUUCUGUCAUGCAGAAACGUAGUUUGUCAUGCAGAAUAGGCAACACCUAGAAGCUCAGAAACUUGUCAUGCUGAGCCAGCAAUUGUGGCCUCCUCAUGAUACGCCACACAGCAUCACAAGUUUCCAGACCCAGACAUUUUUACAUUUGAUACAAAAAAGCAGCAGCCGAAACCCUUAAUAACAUGCUUCGUGAUGAUCCCCACGGCGGAGCGAACACGUGGGUCUGGGAAGCCUACACUGCCACGAGCCUCGGUUUAGCGGAGACGAACGGCAAUAUGAAGAAUGGCGUCUUUAUCGUUUUGGCGCCAAGCGAGGCGUACCGCCCGCCACCGGCGCCAGCGGACACGACGCGUGGAUUCAGGCUGUACGUCACGGCAGACACGACACGGCGAAGUGGAGGUCCCUUCGAGAUUGAGCUGCACUACAAAGGGCUUGAUCUUUUGCCAGGCCCCUUCAGCCCCGGGACGCCGCUGACGAGAAGGUCUACUGGUGAGCAUCUAAAGGGUAAGCUAAACUCUUUUCAGAAACGGUUCCUGGAGGCGGUAGUGUCGAACCGCGCGUCCGGCACAAAGGCGCCGUUUUCUUAUCGAAGCCAAGGCACCGCGGUGUACAGCCAUCGGGACCAGUACGGAAGGCUCGCAAGCGCAUCUCAGAUCGCGAUGAAUCGACCGGAAAAGCCGUACCGCACGAAGGCGACUCUGUUGGCGUUCGUGCACGACUUCGCUAAGUUGGGGGCGCUGGGGGAAGAAAGAGCAGACGACCGUUUACUCCUUCCGGCGGUGCUGCGACUCUGCCAGAAGAGCUACGCGAAGGUACCGCUUCUGGAUGAGCACCGCCCCGUGCCAAAUGAGCAGCAACUGCAAGAGGCGGUCACUCUCCUUGCAACAUUUUCCACCACGGUACUGCAGCUAGAACGGAACGCCGACGGAACGGCGAAAACGGAAAGCCAGAUGGUGGCCUGGCUGCGCGGCAAACUCUGGCUUCUCAAAGAUGCCGUGAAAACUUUGCACGCUGGCUUAGGCUGGAUCAAGCAGUCAAGAAAGUCGUUUGACGUUGACGAAAUUUUGCCAGGGGGGAAGAGCAACAGUUUCCAAAUUUCUCCAGAAAACAUUGCAGGACUUUUUACCGGACAAGAAAAAUUGGAUCGUGAAACUCAGAUUCAGAUCCUGACACUCGGGCACACGGGGUUGAAAUUCGAGAUGAUAAAUGGACAAGAGCGGAAACUUCCGACAGGCCUAUGGCUCACGGCUGAAAUGAAAGCAAGCAUCGACGCUGUGGCCGGUAAACGUCCCGCGGAGGGUACUAGUACCGGAGCGGAGUUGGUGGCGCAUCGGGCAAAGCAAUGGGUGGCGUAUUUGAGAUACCUGGAAGCUGUGCUGGACGCGCAUGUGGAGGAGUGGUUGGGACGAAGAUGCUCUGCGUGUAUUCGAACCAGUAAUUCGAAGAAAAAGAAAACCGUGACGGACAAUUUCAUGCGAGGCACGUUCUUCUUGAGGCCGGGGCACGAAACAUCCUUUUUCGGCACACCUAAUUCCGUCCUGGAGGUGGUACGUCUCAGCUUGCGUGAUUUCGUCGAAACGGUAAACGAGAAUGCCCUGCGACAGCCCGCGCUCAUUACGGCGCUGCACGACGCUGCUGCUCGUGUUGAGAACGCCAGGAGGUUUUUGGGGCGUCUGGGAUGCGGUCGACGUGCCAGGUAAGUAUCGGCGAACAUACCAGGCAGCUGCACAGGUGCCAUAGUAAAAGUAAAAUUAGCAAUGCGUCGUGUAUGCUGAUGAGAGCGAGCAAGGGCCUAAUAACGUGACAACGAUGCGUGCUACGAAUGACAACGCUAUUAAACAUGAAGGAGUCGUGUGUGCGCUUUUUUUAAAAAGAGAGGGAACUCCCCCCCACACGACAGAUUGCACUUGUUCCGCAGGAGGACUACACAAUAAGAACGAGCAUUACACCUACUUUUCAACAAAUCAAUUUUUCGUGAGCAGGAUGAACUACAAGAAGCUGAUGUCAAAGCAUAAGAACGUGAGGGCUUACGCCUGAAGAGAACACCCGAAACCUGAUGCUAUUGCGCGCUUACUUACUUAGUAUGUGCAAUUCACAACACUGAUCCGUUCCCGUUGCAAGAGGUCCGCAUUAGCUAAUGCUAAGCUUGCAUAGCUAAAUGCAUAUCUAAAAAUGCUAAGACAUGAAAACAAUGAUAGAGCGCCAAGAACGAAGCCAAAUUCAAACGCGCGCGGAAGAAAGUGGCGAAAUAAGGUAUAGUGAGGUGAGAGCUGGCCCCGCUUCUCUCGUCCCCUUGCUGGGAAUCGCUACUGCUUCCUACUGCUACUACUACCAACAGUACUAUAUACAAUAUUGUUUGACAGUAGAAGUGCGUGAGUUAUUUUGUAGCAUCUUUUUGAGGUAGAAAAACUGAUGAUCGUCGAACAAGAAUUCCAGAAUUAUCGCAAAAACGUAAGAUCUAUUCAAGAUGCACACUGCAUUAAGAAUAUGAGAUCUAUCCUCACUCAAGGUGGCAUUUGUAUUAAUGCAGGUUACUACUUCUUUUUAACAGGACUUUAGACUACUUCCACCAAAAGUUCUGCAAAAAUCUCGUACCGAACUACAGCGCGGAAAACCAAAACAGCAUUUACUUCCUCCUCCUCAACAGACCAAAACUUGAAAAGGUUAAGUUUUCAAAAGAUGUUUUCAAAAGGUCAAGAAGUUGAAGCACUCAGUACAGGUCUGGUUGUAGCUUAGAUUUUAUAAAAACUAAUCUAGAAGGGGGUAGAAGUGUUGUGGACCUAUCGCUCAACUACGCCCACGCCCUGGCGGUAUUAAAUUAGCAAUUCCUCCUCGUGUAUGAUGAUAUAUAGUGAUGAUGAGAGCGAGCAAGGGCCUAAAAAUAUAUAAAGUGACGACGUUCAUCCGCGCCAAGAAUGGAAAU